Messenger RNA from Trichoderma atroviride IMI 206040, 1053 nucleotides. RefSeq lists its product as uncharacterized. Lineage: Eukaryota; Fungi; Ascomycota; Sordariomycetes; Hypocreales; Hypocreaceae. The record is from RefSeq and is a predicted model, not a curated record.
AUGUCCUAUAAACCAAGCAUUUGCACUGUAUCCCUUGGACGAUGUUCUGCGGGCCACUCCCUUGAACAUAAGCUUGACAUGGCGAAGAAAUACGGAUUCCAAGCUAUCGAACUGUUUUUCGAAGACCUCGUGGCUUUGACACAAUCGAUGCCGGGAGGGAACAAGCCGAGCAAUCAGCUUGCCGCUGCGGCUAUGAUCCGCCAACUUUGUGAUGACCGCCAACUCUCGAUAUUAUGUCUGCAGCCCUUUAUGCACUAUGAGGGCCUGGUAGACAGAGAAGCUCAUCAGCAAAGGUUGAAGGAGGCGAAGCUUUGGGUGCAUCUAGCACAUAUUCUUGGAACUGACUUGAUCUUACUGCCGAGUAGCUUCCUGUCUCCUUCAGAAGUCUCGUCAGAUAUGGAUACUAUUGUCCAUGAUAUGAUUGAGAUUGCUGAAAUUGGCCUCAAGGCCACGCCGACCAUCAGAUACGCAUAUGAGGCUUUGUGUUGGGGCACACGAGUGGACACAUGGGAGUCUAGUUGGGAUAUUGUGCAAAGAGUCAACAGGCCUAAUUUUGGCCUAUGCCUCGACACUUUUAACAUUGCCGGUCGAAUCUAUGCAGACCCAUAUCUAUCGUCCGGCAGAACGGAGAACUGCGACGAGGCGAUUGAGGCAUCUCUGCAUAAUAUGGCCGCAUACGUCAAUCCGCAAAAGCUGUUCCUCGUCCAAAUGGCAGACGCAGAGAAACUAGCCCAGCCACUUGAUCGCAAUCAUCUAUUCUACAAUGAAGAACAGCCACCUCGGAUGAGCUGGUCUCGGAAUGCUAGGUUAUUUUACGGAGAGACUCACCAUGGCGGAUAUCUACCUAUCAAACGAAUCUUGGACGUUAUUGUUCGUGAGGUCGGAUACCAAGGCUGGUUGAGCUUUGAAGUAUUUAAUAGAUUUCUGCUAGAUACUGAUGAUGGAGUGCCGGAAAUGAUGGCAAGCAGAGCAGCACAGUCAUGGAGACGGAUGAAGCGCGACCUGGGACUUGAUCGGUCAAUCGAGGAACAUAAGACUCAAGCUUUAUUGUGA